Molecule: messenger RNA, 1245 nt
Organism: Penicillium oxalicum
Lineage: Eukaryota; Fungi; Ascomycota; Eurotiomycetes; Eurotiales; Aspergillaceae
Product: tRNA-ribosyltransferase family protein
Exons: 8
Coding region: 1-1245 (414 amino acids)
Cellular component (GO): cytosol
Molecular function (GO): tRNA-guanosine(34) queuine transglycosylase activity
Source: RefSeq, a predicted model, not a curated record
AUGUCCACGGCAGCACCGCCUGUCCGAAAACCUAUGCCCUCUGCACUGACUUUUGACCUGCACGGGAAAUGUUCGACUACUAAAGCCCGAGCGAGCACCCUCAAACUACCACAUGGCUCUGUGCCCCUGCCGAUCUUUAUGCCGGUCGCCACACAAGCAUCUCUGAAGGGCUUGACGUAUGACCAAUUGCGGGAGACAGGGUGCAUGCUAUGCUUGAAUAACACAUAUCAUCUGGGGUUGAAACCGGGGCAAGAGGUCCUGGAUGCGGUGGGUGGUGCUCACAAGUUUCAAGGAUGGGACCGGAACCUCUUGACCGAUAGCGGCGGUUUUCAAAUGGUAUCGCUUCUCAAGCUGGCGACUGUGACCGAGGAAGGCGUGCGCUUCCUCAGUCCGCACGAUGGAUCCCCCAUGCUUCUAACCCCCGAACACUCCAUUUCUCUACAAAACUCCAUCGGGUCGGAUAUUAUCAUGCAAUUGGACGAUGUGAUUGCCACCACAUCCCCAGAUCAUGCCCGCAUCAAGGAAGCUAUGGACCGAUCGGUGCGGUGGUUGGAUCGCUGUAUUGACGCGCACAAGUACCCCGAGAGGCAAAAUCUGUUUUGCAUCAUCCAGGGUGGAUUGGACUUGGAGCUUCGCAGGAAAUGCUGCGAGGAAAUGGUCGCUCGGGAUACGCCGGGAAUUGCCAUCGGAGGUCUCUCUGGUGGUGAGGCCAAGGACGAGUUCUGCAAAGUGGUCGACACGUGUACUGGACUGCUUCCUGAGAACAAGCCUCGCUACGUGAUGGGUGUCGGAUACCCUGAAGAUAUCGUCGUUGCCGUGGCUUUGGGUGCAGACAUGUUUGACUGCGUAUGGCCCACGAGAACAGCGCGAUUCGGCAAUGCGAUCGUCGAUGCGGGCACUUUGAAUCUCCGCCACCACAAGUAUGCCAGCGAUUUUACUCCCAUUGAAGAAAAUUGUGAGUGCGUCUGCUGCCGUUCCACGGAAAAAGGAGGCUUGGGUGUCACCAAGGCGUACAUCCACCACGUCACAGCAAAGGAGACCGUCGGAGCUCAUCUUCUUACCAUGCACAAUGUGCACUACAUGUUGAACUUGAUGAAAGACAUUCGCCGGGCCAUCUUGGAAGAUCGGUAUCCCGCCUUUCUUCGGCAAUUCUUCUUCAACAUCUACGCAGGAGACAAAACAAAGUAUCCCGAAUGGGCCAUAGGGGCUCUUCGAGGGGUUGGGAUGGACCUUUUGAGUGACUGA